Messenger RNA from Penaeus monodon (black tiger shrimp), 1053 nucleotides. Its product is annotated as glycine-rich cell wall structural protein 1-like. Lineage: Eukaryota; Metazoa; Arthropoda; Malacostraca; Decapoda; Penaeidae. The record is from RefSeq and is a predicted model, not a curated record.
GUCGUCUCCUCUGCAAAGAACUCUCUCGAAAUGAUUCCUCUGAAUCCUUUGGUCAAAGUGCUUGCCGUGGUGGCCAUAGCAAGCGUAGCAUCAGCUGGGAGCAGCGGGUACAGUACCGGCGGGCCACGCGGAGGCGGCAGGUCAGGGUCGGGUUACAGAGGCACUCCAAGGGGCGGAGGCAGCGUGGUCGAGGCGAAACUCGUGGGGUUCGGAAUCCUCCCGAACAGCUUCAUCGACCCAGUCCUUGCCAGUUCCUUCGACAGAUCCGAUUCCGAUGAAGGGAAUGCUGGCUACAACUAUGGAGGUGUUGGCGGGGUUUCUGCGGGUAAUGCUGGUUUCGACGGCGGUUUUUCUGCGGGUAAUGCUGGUUUCGACGGCGGUUUUUCUGCGGGUAAUGCUGGUUUCGACGGCGGUUUUUCUGCGGGUAAUGCUGGUUUCGACGGCGGUUUUUCUGCGGGUAAUGCUGGUUUCGACGGCGGUUUUUCUGCGGGUAAUACCGGUUUCGACGCUGGCCUUGGAAACACAGGCUUCGAUGCUGGUUUCGCCGGAGGUGCGCCCUUCGACUCAGGGAACGUUGGAGGCCAAGGGUCCGUUGGCGGCGUUGGAGGAGGCGCUUCAUUCAACAACCCAAACACCGGAGGCUUUGGCUUUGACGCCGGUACCGCAGGAGGAUUUGGCUUCAACACUGGCUUUGGCGACGGUUUAAGUUUCGAGGUUGAUCUUGAUGACGUUAUUCAUCCCGAUGAUGUCAGCUUUGACAUUGGACUCACUGAUGAUGUCAGUUUUAACGCAGGCAUUCCCGAUGACGUCAGCUUUAACGUUGGGCCCAUUGAUGAUGUCAGCUUUCAUGCAGGUAUUCCUGACGAUGUAAGUUUUAACGUUGGGCCUGUUGAUGACGUCAGCUUUGAUACAGGUUCCGUUGGCGGGGUAGGCUUCGAUACUUUUAUUGAUGACAGCCCGCUCUUCGACACUAGCUUUGAUGUCGAUUACUUUGCAUAGACGACACGGAGAGAUUACUUUACGUGAAUCGCAAGAAGAUACCAAAUAUGCAAG